AUGAUAGACCUCUUGUUAUCUCGUAAACUAUCUAAAUAUGGUUAUUUAUUUGUGGCACCUGCUGAAUUAAAUUUUUCCAAUGAACAAGAUCGAAUACGAAAAUGGCAAUGGCGAUACUUCGUUUUGUUUGAUGAUGGUGAAUUAACAUAUUCCGUCGAUGAAAAUCCUUUUACUCUUCCACAAGAACGAAUUGAUUUACAUAAAUGUUCGAGUGUUAAAUCGAGUGAUGAGUAUACUGGUCACACCAAUUCUCUUCAAAUUCAACUAAACAAUUCAAAACAAUAUUUCAUAAAAUCAACAUCAAAAGAUGAUAUUCGAAGAUGGCAACAGUUAUUAACACAAUAUUCUCCAAAAUCAACAUCAUCCAUUCUGAAAAAUUCUUCUAACAGACAUUCAACAUCCAUCGUUAUUACACAAAAUCGACCUUCGGAUACAUUGUCAUCACCGCCUAUAAUUAUUUCAAAUAACGGUACAAAGAUUUCGGAACAACAAAAUAAACAUGAAAAGAUCAUCUCACAUCCAAAUGAAACUGUACAACUAACUAAUACAGAAUUAAAUCGUAAACGUGAUGAAUCGGUCAUUCGUUUACGACGUAAAUUAAAUGAAUUAUCAUCUGAGUAUGCAGAUGAAACAAAAAAACGUGAACAAUAUCUAAACAAUAUAAAUAAAUUUAUUUCGACAACAACAACAACUCAACCGCGAACAUUUUCUGAUUUAACUAAUUCCCAAUCAUCAGAACGAAAAACUAAACAGCAAAUAUAUAAAGAGCGAAAAUUAAAUACAGAGAGAAGUAAAUCGUUGCCCAGAGUUUCAGUGACAGAAGAAAAUCCUAAACAAUCGGCAAAAAAAGAAAAUGUAAACAAUAACAAUAAUAAUAAUAAGCAGACUGAUGAAAAAAUCAAGAAUACAAAUGGGAAUAUUAUUCGAAAAGGAUGGUUAUCAAAACUAGAAAAAAAUCAAAAAGAUUGGUGUCGUUAUUGGUUUAUAUUAACGGAAGAUUCUCUAUUAUAUUAUCAAGAUGCAAAUGUUGAUGAAAAUCAAAUUCCUGCAGGAAAAUUUGAUUUAAUGUAUUGUAAAUCUGUUGAAGAAUUAUCUACAAAAGAAAAUAAUUCAUUUAUCAUAAACACUAAUCAUGGUCAAAUACGACUGGUAGCUGUAACAAGUGGAAUUAGAAAAAAUUGGAUUGAUUCAUUAACACAAUGUCUUAGACAGUUGCCAAAUCAGCAUCAAAAAUCUCCUGGGCAAGCUCGAGUAGUGAGCGAUCGUCCACCAUUGUCUUCUACUGAUAUAAAGAAACAGCGUACUCCAUCAAAAGAGACGACUGUCGAUAUUCUACGUUCUCAUUUAGAACAUAUUAAAAAUGAUUAUUAUCAAUUAAUUGAACAAAAAAGUCAAACAGCAAUUAAUAAAACAGAUGAAGAACAAUGUUGCAAAGAAGUUAACGAAAAUAAUAAGAUCAUCAAACCUGCCAUCUUUCAGUCGGAAAUUUCUCGAAUAACCGAUGAUUUUAUUCCACCCAAAGAUAUUGUAUCAAUUAAUUCUUCUCUAAUAAAUUCACAAAAAAUAUCACCUAUUAACGAUAUACUCAAACAAUCAACAAACGAUGAUCGAGACAUCAAUCAUGUCUCAAAUAAUAAAAUAGAUGAAUUACAAACAUCACUAAAUAAUACGAAUAAAGAAGUGAUAUCAACAGAUUUAGUUAAAGUUGUUCAUAGUAAACAAGAAAUGAUUUCACAAUUAGAACAAAAAUUAGGUGAAACAGAACAAAAAUAUCAACAUUUAGUAGUACAAUUUAAACAAGGUGAUUUACAGUUAAAAUAUGAGAAUGAACGUAAAGAAAAUCUCUUAUUACGUGGUAAAUUAGUUGAAUUAGAAGGUAAAUUAUUUGAUAGUGAUCGUCGUAGUCAAAUUUUAAGUGAAUUAAAAUUAGAAGUUGAUCAAAUGCAACAAGUAUUUGAUAAUUUAGAGAAAGAAAAUAAUCAAUUAAAUGAACAAUUAUUAAAAUUGAAAGAUGAUCAUUCAACAUUAGAAGAAGAUUAUAAAACAGCUCAAAUGAAAUUAUCAUUGGCAAAUAAACAAGUUGAACAAUUAGAAAAAUUAUUAAAUACACCUGUAGAGAAGAAAACAAUAACAGAAUAUGAUAAUAAAUCAAAUGGUAAUGCUAGUGUAAUAGCAAAAUUACGUGAAGAUUUAUUAUUGGCCGAUGUUGAUAAUUCUGAAUUAAAUAAAGAAAAUCGUGAUUUAUAUUUACAGUUAAAACAAGCCUUAGAACAAAUUCAACAAUUAAAAUCAACAAAAAAAACACCAAAUCGUUUAUAUCGUUCUCAUAGUCAAGUUGUUUCACCUUCUUAUCAAUUAUCUAAUUCUGAUCCAAUAUUAACACGACAAGAUCAAUAUGAUCAAUUAAUAACUAUAUUUAAAUCGAUACAUACCAUUUUAUUAGAAGAAUAUACACGUUUAAUUAAUUUUGUUAAAUUAUUUGAAGAACAUCAAAAUUAUUUAGAAGAUUUAGGUCAAGUACAUAUUGAUCAUAUUUAUUUAAGAGAAUAUUUAAAUUCAAAUUCACAAACAAUAAACGAAAGAGUUAAUCGUCUUAUUAUUGAACAUAUUUAUACAUGUGCUGCUCAUUCAAGAGCAUUUUUAAAAAAAUAUUCACAUCUAUUUGAACAAUUAAAUGAAAUAAAACUUGAACCAUUAUUAAAUGAACAACUUGAUCGAACAUUAAAUGAAUAUUUAUCUAUUAAUAAUCAAUUAUUAACAAAAAUGAAAAAUUUAUUUGAUCAAAAACAAUUAUCAUUUCAUACAGAUGAUGAAAAAUUACGAUUAUUAGAUAAAUUAAAUCAAAUAUGGAAUCAAUAUGAAUUAAAUGCAAGAUUAAAUUUAAAUAAUAUUACUCAAAUAAAAUCUAGUGACGAUGCAGAUGAUUUAUCCGUAUCGACCAAAACGUGUUAUCCCGAUGUUGUCAAAAAUGGUUUAGAACAUUUUAGUCAAUUGACAAUUACUGAUAAAUCAUUACCGAUGCAACAACAAUCUAGUCGACAACAAUUUCAGCGUUUAUCAUCACAUUUACCGACAUCUGUCUUGUCACAAAUCGAUUCAAUAAGAAAUGAAUUGGCCAAUACGUCUCAUGAAUCAUUAUGUUAG
Molecule: messenger RNA, 3144 nt
Organism: Didymodactylos carnosus
Lineage: Eukaryota; Metazoa; Rotifera; Eurotatoria; Philodinida; Philodinidae
Source: the annotation of a GenBank genome assembly